AUGAAUGGGGACGCACCUUCAGGUCGGGGACCAGUCUCAAAGACUCGCCCCCCGUCCACCCGCACCACAAAAAGGGACAAGAAACGCAUCCACUGGGCACCACUAAACAUCGGCCUAGAACGACGUCUCCAAACCCUGAUCGUCCUCUGCCACACCCUAACAAUCGUCCUCUUCCUCUGCAGCUUCUUCUUCACUUGCGCAAUCCCCCCUAUUCUGGCCCCUCCUCCUCCCCUACCUAGUCUACAUCUCCCUAUUCUCAACAGCACCAACAUCCGGCGACCUCAAAUGCCGAAAGAAGAAGAACUCCCCCCGACAAAGAAGUACAUCUUCGGCUACCACCCACACGGCAUAAUAUCCCACGGCGCAUUCGCAGCCUUCGGCACCGAAGCCCUCGGCUUCAAAAAAUUAUUCCCAGGAAUCACAAACACCCUCCUAACCCUCGAUUCCAACUUCCGCAUCCCCUUCUACAGAGACUACGCCCUAGCCAUGGGCAUAGCCAGCGUAUCGCGAGAAUCCUGCGAAAACCUACUCUCCAAAGGCGGCGCCAAUGGCGAAGGAAUGGGUCGCGCAAUAACAAUCGUUAUCGGCGGUGCGCGGGAAUCUCUAAACGCCCAACCGCACUCGUUAAGACUCGUAUUGAAACGACGCAAGGGAUUCGUGAAAUUGGCGAUUCGCACAGGCGCGGAUCUUGUUCCUGUUCUUGCUUUUGGCGAAAAUGAUCUCUAUCAGCAGGUUGAUUCGGAUGAACAUCCUAUCAUUCAAAAGGUGCAGAUGCUGGUUAAGUCUACGAUGGGAUUUACUAUUCCGCUGUUUCAUGCAAGAGGGGUGUUUAAUUAUGAUGUGGGACUUAUGCCUUAUCGUCGGCCUUUGAAUAUUGUUGUUGGUCGGCCGAUUCCGGUUAUGCAGCAGUCUAAUCGGGAUAUGAUUGAUGACUCGUAUAUUGAUGAGUUGCAUGCGAAGUAUGUGGAGGAGCUUCAGAGGUUGUGGGAUACGUGGAAGGAUGUUUAUGCUAAGGAUCGGAAUGGGGAACUGGAGAUUAUUUCGUGA
Messenger RNA from Penicillium waksmanii, 1047 nucleotides. RefSeq lists its product as uncharacterized. The transcript has 3 exons. The record is from RefSeq and is a predicted model, not a curated record. Bases 1 to 1047 code for a protein of 348 amino acids. NCBI's taxonomy places the organism in Eukaryota, Fungi, Ascomycota, Eurotiomycetes, Eurotiales, Aspergillaceae. Gene Ontology annotation, biological process: triglyceride biosynthetic process. Gene Ontology annotation, cellular component: endoplasmic reticulum membrane. Gene Ontology annotation, molecular function: diacylglycerol O-acyltransferase activity.